This is a messenger RNA of Branchiostoma belcheri (Belcher's lancelet), 1551 nucleotides long. Its product is annotated as NADH dehydrogenase [ubiquinone] 1 subunit C2-like. Gene Ontology annotation, cellular component: mitochondrial inner membrane. Lineage: Eukaryota; Metazoa; Chordata; Leptocardii; Amphioxiformes; Branchiostomatidae. The transcript has 3 exons. Gene Ontology annotation, biological process: mitochondrial electron transport, NADH to ubiquinone. The record is from RefSeq and is a predicted model, not a curated record. The coding region runs from base 118 to 501 and encodes 127 amino acids.
AUCAAUCCUCGCAGUGCAUGCUGGGAUGCGUCUGUUCGUCGCCACCUUCAGCCAUGAUGUCCUUGUGACACCGUAAAAACUCACUUCUCGUUAGAAAUCUCUCUUCUAUCCAGCAUUAUGGUACAGACAAGGGGUCCAGAGGAAUGUUGGAUAAAUCCUUACGGCGCUCUAGGUCGUCCGGAGAGUCUGAUCGUGGAUGAAGUGGACCCGCCGAACUAUCUCAACCGCUACACCGGGAUAUUCGUGGUCUGGGGGUUGGGGACAGCUGUCCUUACAAAUGUUUUGAAAAGACGACCAUAUUACGCAGGUGUCCAGCGGCACAUUCUCUUUGGUGGCCUUGGCGCGGUGGCUGCCUACUAUUUCGCCAAAGCUGAAAACAACAGAACUGCCAGAAGAGACUUGAUCGUCAAGGACUACAUCAAGAAACACCCAGAGGACUUCCCAGACCCGGGAGGAAAGACGUUUAACGAUGUGCUGUACCCGUGGGCUCCCAUCCGCUGAGUGCGGCCAUGAAGACAACAGACCACCAGCCCCCCUCCCCCUUCAGAAUUUCAGCAGAGUUUAAACAGCAGCCAGGCAGGCAGGCCCCAGCAGCUUGUGAUGGUCCAUACAGCAGCAGUCUUGCUUUCGCUUCAGCUAACCUAGUAGUAACCCGGCGUUUGGCACACAGCGCGUCUCCUGUAACCCAGCUUGUGCAGGGCUUUGUUUAUGAGAGUAGCUAGCCGUGAUAGUUCUAGUCAAUGUGGUUUAUAUGUUUAUAGAGAUAAGCACUGAUGGAAUGGUGCUAUUUGAAGGAAUGGACCUUCCCGUAUAAAGGGAAGGCAUUCUGGAACGUUUUGAAUUUUCCUACUUCUUUGCUCUGGUUUUCCCAAGAUCCAAAGGCAGCCCUCCUUACCCUGACAGGCUUUGUUUGGCAUUGUGCUUUAGGCCUUUAGGCAAUUUUUAUUUGUCAGCUGCACAGGGUAUGGACGGACUGCCUCUGGCGUUUGGGAGACUUCUUUCCUAUCGUAGUACCACACAACCAACAGUGUAACAACAGUCAGUGAUGUGAAAGGAUAUUGGAAGUGCUUGUCGUAUGUACUAGUCAUUGUGAUAUCACCUUGGCGUGUGAUAUUUUCGUUCGUCUGUGUGCCUUGAUAAAAGAAAGUUUGCUGUAUGUGUGUGUGUGUGAGUGUGUCUGGAAAGGAAACAUUGAACAUGGGGUUAUAGGACUCAGGCAGGGAGGAAGAGUGACAGAUUGUGAAUAACAAUGGAAGAAGGACUUCACCAUUAAAUGGUGUGCUUGUUACCAAGAGAGGUCAUCUGUGAGAAAUUACAUUGAUCUGGUGUGCGUUGAACUCCUCGCCUGAGAACACAAGUGGCCGAAAGGAAAACAGUUGCCUGUAUGUAGACUGGACUUGAGGAGGGAUCCGACCUCUGGACUUUUUUCUGUCUUUUCUCUAUAAUGUGUUAUGAUAACCAGGAGUUCGUAAAGAAUUGUACAUAGAAGAAACUGGACUUGCUGCUGUAUAACCUGUUGGCUGCUUAAAAUAAAGAGUAGUAUGGUUGACA